Asterias rubens (European starfish) is the source of this 2368-nucleotide messenger RNA. RefSeq names its product C-terminal-binding protein 1-like. NCBI's taxonomy places the organism in Eukaryota, Metazoa, Echinodermata, Asteroidea, Forcipulatida, Asteriidae. Gene Ontology annotation, molecular function: oxidoreductase activity, acting on the CH-OH group of donors, NAD or NADP as acceptor; transcription corepressor activity; NAD binding. Bases 674 to 1990 code for a protein of 438 amino acids. The transcript has 8 exons. The record is from RefSeq and is a predicted model, not a curated record.
GAGUUAGUAGCAGUACCAGCGGAUUUGUACGUGACGUUAAUAAUUCUAUUCCACCGGCCUCCUGUUUUUCUUGCUUUUUCUUGGCCACCACUCUGUGGCUUUGACCCACUUGAAUGCGUGGGACCGUGGAGGAAUAUUCAUGACCGUGCCUCAGCGGAACGAUAGUCAGUUUCGACCGUCGUCGUCCAGCAAAUCGACGGAAGCAGAGAGGGAGUUCGGUGGUAGUUGUUGGCGAGGAUUGUUGGUGUGGUAUAUAGAACCCAUAACGUGGUGCUCUCUUGCUGCCUGUGUGUCCCCCCCGAAAUAAACCCCACACCACACUCUGUGUGGCCGUUGGCGUUCGACAACGGUGUUUCUUUGUUCGGCUCCAUUGAUCAAGGGCCUUCACUUGCUCCAUAGCCGAGCAGAGAGAAGUGAGAACGCCACGCCCAACUGGUAUUCAGCUACGCCCACAAACACAGACACGCCCUCCUCAAACACACCCAUCUAGGCGUUGGCCGCACAUUGCAUCCACUGUUACACGCACUCUGUUCCACCUCAGUUGCGGAUCUGCAGCUGUCACUUUCCAGGAGGAGAGAAGAAAGAAGGAGACGUCCCCGUUCCUGAUCCAGAGCUCGACGCACCAGUCACUGUGGAUAUCAGCACGCUCAACAACUCGCGGCCACGCUCUCCUAUGGACAAACAGAAGAAGCCAAAACGUCCUAGAAUGUCUGUCGAUAGGAUUGUAGAAGGUAUUCGCCACCCAACAGCCGCUGUCACUGGAAAUAACCCGCAGCCUCUCCCUGCCCGACCGUUAGUGGCGCUGCUUGAUGGGCGGGACUGUAGCGUUGAGAUGCCCAUCCUUAAAGAUGUUGCCACGGUAGCAUUCUGCGAUGCUCAAUCUACAAAUGAAAUACAUGAAAAGGUGCUGAAUGAAGCUGUGGGGGCGCUGUUGUAUCACUCCAUCACAUUGACCAAAGAAGACUUGGAAAAGUUCAAAGCAUUACGGAUCAUUGUACGUAUUGGAUCUGGAUAUGAUAAUAUAGACAUCAAAGCCGCUGGCGAUUUAGGUAUGGCUGUGUGUAACGUACCUGGUUAUGGCGUGGAGGAAGUAGCAGACUCAACGCUGUGUCUGAUCUUGAAUCUAUACCGUCGGACUCAUUGGAUGGCGGAGAUGGUUAAAGAAGGAAAGAAACUCCUCGGAGCUGAACAGAUCAGAGAAGCUGCUGUAGGAGCAACAAGGAUCAGAGGAGAAACACUGGGAAUCAUUGGGCUAGGUCGUUGUGGUACAGCGGUAGCGCAAAGAGCCAAGGCAUUUGGGUUCAGCAUCCUCUUCUAUGACCCAUACCUCGCUGAUGGUAUAGAAAAAUCACUGGGGCUUACUCGUGUCUACACAUUACAGGAUCUGUUGUUUCAGAGUGACUGCGUAUCGCUUCACUGUUCACUCAACGAACAUAAUCACCAUCUCAUUAAUGAAUUCACCAUCAAACAGAUGCGCCAGGGAGCGUUCCUCAUCAAUACCUCACGAGGAGGCUUGAUCGAUGAGAGCGCCCUCGCUCAGGCUCUGAAAGAAGGCCGUAUCCGUGCUGCCGCAUUGGACGUCCACGAAAACGAGCCGUUCACGUUCAGCGGGCCAUUGAAGGAAGCUCCAAAUUUAAUCUGUACACCGCAUUGUGCGUGGUAUAGCGAGCAAAGCAGCACUGAAGUGCGUGAGAGUGCGGCUGGUGAGAUUCGCCGUGCUGUGACCGGACGGGUCCCCCACAAUCUACGUAAUUGUGUCAACAAGGAAUACCUCAUACCAAGUAAUCAGUGGACGGAAGUAGCACAUCCACCUGAACUCAAUGGCUCGGCCACGUACCGAUAUGCACCAACUGCACAAGUAGUGGUCCCACAACCUACCGGUACAGCACAUAGUCUUGAGAAUCACAGCGUGUCGGCACUUAUGCUUACAUCAAAUCUACACGCUGAUUCUACAUUGACCCCAACACCACAACCAGAAGGGGACCAAUGAAAGCAGGGAAUACGGGCAAUUACCAGUUAAUAUAUAACCACGCCACACUUGCUAAAGAAACACCCACAUUUCUCCCCCAUCUUCCAAAACAGCAGUGUAUAUUGAAAACAAAAAAAGAAGGAAUUUUUCAAAGGUAACUUUUGCUUCCUGUUUACCUACUCCCCCCGUCCGUUGGUGUGCAGUUGCUGUUGAUUUGCCAGAGGCAAAAAUCGCUGUCGCCAAUGUACCCACCAACUUGUACUGCAUCCUAUUUGUAUUCAUCCAUCCAAUUAAUCGUUGUUUUUUAAGAAGUCGUGCAUGUGAUGUUUUUAUCUACUUCAAAGAAAUGGAGGAGGAAGAAAAAAAAUAAUAACUUAAAAAAAAAAAAAAAAAAAAAAA